Molecule: messenger RNA, 3753 nt
Organism: Helobdella robusta
Lineage: Eukaryota; Metazoa; Annelida; Clitellata; Rhynchobdellida; Glossiphoniidae
Exons: 13
Coding region: 1-3321 (1106 amino acids)
Biological process (GO): synaptic transmission, glutamatergic; modulation of chemical synaptic transmission
Cellular component (GO): plasma membrane; postsynaptic membrane
Molecular function (GO): transmitter-gated monoatomic ion channel activity involved in regulation of postsynaptic membrane potential; glutamate-gated receptor activity
Source: RefSeq, a predicted model, not a curated record
AUGGAGCUGAACGUUGAUUGGUUGAAAACUCAGUGGAAGCAGAUGAGGUCAACCAAUGAGAACAGGAGGUUUAUGGAGGUCAAGUUGAAGGCUGUCCCAUUGGAAACAAAUUUGACCUAUUUAGGAUUGUCAAAAAGUAAGAACGACAAUGAUGAUGAUGAUAACAAUAUGUACGAUAAAAAUAGUUAUGUUAAACAUAAAAACCAGAACAACAACACAUCAACAAUCAAAAAACACAUCAACAACACAACGUCAACACAACAACAACACAUCAACAACACACCAGCAACACAACAACACACCAACAACAAAACAGCUUACAUGGAUUUAGGGAGCUUAAACAUCAGCUUCCUAAUUGGACCCUACACUCAUUCUCUCGCCCUCACAACCAACUCUCUUAACGUUCCAUACUUUGUUACUUCGUCUCAGCAAUGUUUUAUGACGUCAUCAACAUCACCACCAACAACAAUCAAUGAUGACGAAAAUGAUGAAAUAAGUUUUGAUGGCAACCAGAGUAAUGACGUCACAAUCAGCGUUGAUGAUAGCAUAGAUUAUAUAGCAAAAAAUGUUCACAAAGAACUGAGAUUGACUGAUUGGCCCUGUUUCUCAUUGGACAAUAUGAUCACCAUGUUUCAAGCUCCGCCCACCUUUGUACUGGUUGAUAUUUUGAAGUUAAUUAGGCCAACCAAUAAAAGAGCGGCAAUCAUUUACGAUAACAUUCAAGGCUUACAAUUGGCCAAUCAGCUGCUUAACGACAAUGUCCAGUCAAUCAAAACUUACCGUGUAAUUGGUAAUUUUCCCAAACUUACCAAAGAUAUUAUAUCAUCGAUCAGAAAUUCUCAAACUUUUAUUAUCGUUCUGAUGGUUGAGGAGGCCAGGUUGGAUGAAAUUAUGGUGGAGGGAAUGAGGACAGCCCUGAUGACCAGCCAGCACAUCUGGAUCGUUCACAACGUCAACGUAGCAGAUGAGUUGUUCGAUGAGUACACGAACAGUGGAGUCACAUUUUUAACCUUCAAAAGCAGCAACAACAUCAACAACAUCAAUGGCAACUAUGAGUACGGUCCUAGCGAACGAGUCAACCAACUAUCUUUGGAUGAGAUGUUAUAUUUGGAUUCUAUGCAUCUCAUUGACGAGAUAACAAAAGUUCAUCAGCGAUUGUAUAGCGGCAGAUGUUACAACAACAACAACAUCAACAACAACAUCAACAACAAUAAUAUGGUGAAGAGUAACUACUAUCACAGCAACUACAACAAUGAUGAAGAUCUUCGUUUAAAAUUCAUCAACAACUACACAAUCAACAACAAAAUGAAUUAUAUAUUGAAACAAAUCGAUACGGAGGGUUCUUCGGGACAAAUCACGUUCAACGACCAAUCGGCGAUAAGACAACGCAGAGGUCACGUGCUUGAUGUCGUCAUCAUCACUGAAACAAAACAACAAAAGGACCCUCCAUUUCUUAUAGCGAAAACUUCCUCCCCGACCUCUGACGAUGACGAUCGUUACGACGGCUUCGUAGUUGACCUCUUGAACCAGCUAUCGAAACAGUUAGACUUCACUUACAAGUUGUACGUCGUUGCAGACGGCAAGUUGGGGUCGAGGAGAGAGAAGGAAAAGGAGAGGGAACGUUGGGACGGAAUGGUUAAUGAGAUCAUCGAAGGGAAAGCAGACCUGGCCUUGGGCCCCUUGACAAUCACCUCUUCGAGGUCACGUGUCAUUGACUUCAGCUUUCCCUUUGCCACCUCCAAGUUAUCGGGCUUGGGCCUUUCCAAAUCUUCGAAACCUCAGUGGGUAAAAUUCGUUGACCCCUUCACACUGGAGACCUGGCUGACCAUCGCUGCAAUCCUUAUAUCAAUCACUCUUGUCUUCUUCUUCAUCGACAGAUGCACGCCGAGAUUGAAGAUGUUUUCAUAUCAGAAAAAUAUUUCUAGAAGGUUCGAUGGUGAAGAUGAUGAGGCUGGUGGGACUGCUAGUUAUGAUAAUGAUGGUUCGAAGAGCAAUAAAAAAUUAGUUGGUGACGAUUACGAUGGCGAUGGUUUUAAAAUGGGCAGCCGAAAAAUGAGUGGUGUGAGCAGGGUAAAAAGUGGAGAGUUGUUCAAUGAAACGUCGCAUCGCCAGUCAGGAACAUAUGAAGUAGUCAGCACGGCAGCUACAAACGCAACCAACACAACAGAAACUUCUAGCAACACGCCUGUGAGAGCUUCUAGAGUCGCAACAGCAGCAACCACACCAACUUCAACCAUCAAACGUUCUCCCAAACAAGCAAUAACAUCGAUCGAACGAAAAAAUGUUGACCAGGUUGAAAAAAUGAGCUUAUGGGCAUGUUUCUCACUCAGCCUAUCAACACUUCUUCUUAACAACCAAUCAAAUCCUCGCACGAAUGCUGGUAAAUUCUUAUUGGUUGGUCUCAGGAUGUGUUCCUUAGUUACCGUUGUCAUGUACGCUGCCAAGAUGGCGGCUUCAAUGACGACCAAUCAGCUUCAGGCAACAAAAGGAAGUUUGGAAGAGUUGAUGAUGAAGAAGGAAGGAAGAUUUGGGACAGUGAGGAACAGUGAAGUGGGCAUUAUGCUUCAAAGGUCACCAAACCCGAUUUAUAAGCACUUGUGGCAGACCGUACAACACAGGGAUACCUCAGGGACAGCGGAGAUGUACUCCAUCUUCCAGCUGUCGGUAACAGACAUGGUUGAAAGUACAAAGGAUGGAUACGAUAGAGUCAAGUCCUCAAAUGAGUACUACUUCCUCUGGCACAAUCUCGGCAAUAGAUACAGAGCAAUAAUAGAUGCCGGCUGCGAGAUGGAGAACGUAGAGAGCAACUACCACAGCAUGCAUUACGGCAUCGGCUUGAAAAAGAACUCGCACCUGAAGACCCAUCUGAACACCGCCCUCCUCCUCAUGUUCGAAGAUGGCUCCCUCAAAAAUAUUCAAGACAAAUGGUGGGGCGACAAUGGAUGCUUAGAUGGGAGACUACAAACAACAAAGCAUCCAGGUCAGUUAAACGUGGAUAACUUCAAGGCCAUCUUCAUAACGUUGGUCCUCACAGUCAUCAUCUCUGUUCUGAUGUGCGUGAUUGAAUGCAACGUCAUCAGUGGUAGGAACAAGAGAAGAUUCAAGAAGGUCAUCCAUCUCAAGCAACAGCGUUCGAUUGAAACGACUCUUACAUAUCAGCAGCAACAACAUCAGCCGCAGAAACCAAGAAGUGACGAUAAUGAUGACAGAGCUGAUGGCAACGAUGACGAUGAUGACGCCAACGUGAAAGUACACGAUCUUCUCUUCCAGCAACAAACUCAAGAUGCCACACUGCUAUCGAGGCAGACUCAAAUAUUUUGAAGAAACCACCAACUUCGAUGUCUCCAUCAUUCUUUAUCAUCUUAAUUGUUACAAUUGUUUUCAGGAUUAUCAAAUUUACCCCGUCAUCCAUCAUCAAAUUUUUUGAUGUUAAAUGCCGUUAUUAUCUCUGUACUGUGAACAUACUCAUAGGCUCAAAAGAACAUUUAUAAAAGCACAACUGUUAUCAAGUGCGAAACUUUACCGUUAUUAUUUUAAAAAUACACACACGUACAAACAUAGCUACACACACUUACCUGUAAACAUGCAGGCUGCCAGACAAUCGACCAGACGUAUUGUAGAAAGUUAAGCGCACGCAAGCACGGACGGCGCGCGACAAAUUCAUCAAAUUAAAUGCGUGACGAACAAUUUAGAGAAAUAACAUUGAUUAAUCAGAGCUUCAUAUUAGAAUAUACAUACCUUUUAUACUUUUUA